AUGCUACCCUCGGCGGUGUUUUGGGGACUUGUUGCCCUCAUUGGCACUUCCAGGGGCUCAUACCCAUUAACACAUUCCAUGAACCCUCAUCUGCAUCCCCGACUUUACCAUGGCUGCUAUGGAGACAUCAUGACUAUGGAAACCUUUGGGGCCCCCUGUGACAUAAACAACCUGAUGAACUGUGGGAUCCACGGUUCGGAAAUGUUUGCCGAGAUGGACUUGAAAGCCAUCAAGUCUUACCGUAUCCUCAUCAAAGAAGUGGGGCAGAGAUACUGCAUCGACCCCGCUAUCAUUGCAGCCAUCAUCUCCAGAGAAAGCCAUGGAGGAGUUGUUCUGCAAAAUGGCUGGGACCAUAAGGGACAGAAAUUUGGCUUGAUGCAGCUUGAUAAGACACACCAUCCUAUUGGUUCCUGGGACAGCAAAGAACACCUUCUACAGUCUGUUGGGAUUCUAGCAGAAAAAAUUAAGGCAAUCCAGAGAAAAUUUCCCACAUGGAAUGCGGCUCAGCACCUCAGAGGUGGUCUGGUUGCUUUUAAGUCAGGAUUGGAAACCAUUGUCACUCCUGCAGACAUAGAAGCUGACUUAGUCGAUGACAUUAUUGCCCGAGCUAAAUUCUAUAAAAGACAUGGCUUCUAGACAGAGGUACAUUGAUGAGGAACUCAACUGGCCCCUCUUUCAAAGUUUAAUAUUAGCCCAUUGCACUCAAUAGGAACAAAGACAUGGUUAAAAUUAUGAAAGUUUGUCUCCAAACUUUUUAAUAAAAGCAUGCAAAAGGAAGGAAGGAAAGAAAGAAGGAAGAGAG
Cricetulus griseus (Chinese hamster) is the source of this 802-nucleotide messenger RNA. The record is from RefSeq and is a predicted model, not a curated record. NCBI's taxonomy places the organism in Eukaryota, Metazoa, Chordata, Mammalia, Rodentia, Cricetidae.